AUGGCUUUCGCGCGCCGCUCUGCUCUGCGGGCUACAAUUGCCGCUCACUCUUUCUAUGCUGCCCCAGUAGCUCGGCGCACGACUCAAUUGCUCAGCCGUCGAUUUUAUGCUAGCGGAAAGGGCCACGAUCAGCACAAGACCAGCGAUUUGCCAUGGCUCUUAGGAUCAGUUGGCGUGACGGGCCCGAUGGUCUUCUACCUUCUUAAGUCAGGCCCUGAGAAGCAGCCGCACGGUGACGGCCACGGAGAUGAACAUGGUGCCGAUCAUGCUGAGGACACCGAACACGCUGAGCAAACAGAGGAGAAUCAGGGUUCUGAUCAGGCGGAAGAGAAAAAACAGCCCGCCGAUCAAGCAUCUGAUGAAGACCAGCCAGCUGAGAAGUCGGAGGAUUCAGACAAACCCCAAGAGCAGGGCAAAGGUACUCCAGCCCCCAAAGGAAAGAACGACGAAAAGAAGAGUGAGAAGGCUACCGGGGAGGACUCCGGAGCUGCGGAGCCAAAGAAGGAUAAAUCUGCAAAGUCGGCUAGCGACGAGGCCCCCAAGGAUAAGAAAGAUGACACUAAUCCCGACACCACGAACACCGAGUCCAAGGGCAAGACCGACACUGAUGAAAAGAAAGAGUCCACUUCUUCUUAG
Penicillium brasilianum is the source of this 636-nucleotide messenger RNA. The record is from the annotation of a GenBank genome assembly. NCBI's taxonomy places the organism in Eukaryota, Fungi, Ascomycota, Eurotiomycetes, Eurotiales, Aspergillaceae.